Messenger RNA from Necator americanus (New World hookworm), 2736 nucleotides. RefSeq lists its product as uncharacterized. Gene Ontology annotation, biological process: positive regulation of hippo signaling. Gene Ontology annotation, cellular component: cytoskeleton; cytoplasmic side of apical plasma membrane. NCBI's taxonomy places the organism in Eukaryota, Metazoa, Nematoda, Chromadorea, Rhabditida, Ancylostomatidae. The transcript has 22 exons. Bases 1 to 2736 code for a protein of 911 amino acids. The record is from RefSeq and is a predicted model, not a curated record.
AUGGAAUCGUCCUGCUCGACACCAGGGUCGAGCCGUUCACGUUCAGCGGCAGGUUUACGUCUGCCACUUCACCUACAGCAACCGUCAUCAAGUAAUUCAGGUCCAGCUGUGGUCAGCCCAUCGGUGCAUAGUAUACGACCGGGUCAAACGUAUGUCACCGUACAAACACUCACCAAAGAAAAUCUAGUGAUCGUCGUUAACCAAAAAACCAAAGUGCACGAUGUGUUGUGGAAAUGUGGUGAGAUAUUGGAGAUCACCGAGGAUAAACUGUUCGGACUGGCGCUGCGUCAACCGACGGAGGGAAUAGGAGGUGACCAACCACGACACGAGUACUUCUUCCUCGAUCCGGCGCAAAAAAUCGUCAAAUACGCUCCGAAACAGCCGCGUUUCUCGAAUUGGCACAAUCGAAGUACUGAGAAUCGACCGCUGUUGGUGUUGUACUUUCGAGUUCGUGUGUACAUAGACCAAGUUCGGCUGUUGACGUGCCCUAAAGCAUUGGAGCACUACUAUCUCCAACUCAAGGACAACUUUCUUGACCAAUGGGCAAGUCGUCAUAGUGUUUCCGAGGAACGAUGUUGGGAAAUGGCAGCGUUAGCGUUAAAGGUGGACAAAGGAGAUAAUCCUGGCGGGUAUUUUCGUGCCGAGCAGUAUUUUCCUAUCUGGGUGAUAGAUUUGCGCGGCUUGGAGUAUGUCCGCAAGUACAUGCCGGCCGCAUCCGAAGAUUUGAAGGAUAUGAGCCGCAUGGACGCUAUGAUGAAAUUUGCCUUUGAAGCUAGCCGGUCACCGUUUGCUUUGAAUUGUCACCUUUAUGGGCUACGACGGCACAAGAUGGAUACGGUAGAUAACGCUGUGCUCGGCAUUAAUGCGAAAGGGAUCGAAAUGUGCGAUAUCGGCGAAGACGGCGAACGUAUUCCACUACGAGCACUGCCGUGGAAUCGAGUCACUAGGCUCUCAUUCGAUCGCAAAAAACUCACCAUCGUCGGCGCUGACGCUACAAAAAUGUGCCUCUACGCUCAAACCGAGAGCAAAGCCAGAUAUCUGCUUGAAUUGUGUCGAGCUGUGCAUCAGACAUUGUUAGUUCUCUCUCAUCAAAAUGGUAAAAUCGCCCCACUUCCGCAACUGUUCCAUGAGAAAAGCGUUGAUCGAGUGUCGACUUCGUCAAAUGCUACCACCAUGGCAGGGGAGCACGAACGAGACUGUGAUUCGUUAUUGCACGACUCGCUAAGCAAUUCGGGUGAUCGAGGACAAGGUUCCGUGUCCUCCAAGCAAAGAGUCCGCAUCAAAUUGGACUCGAAUCUGGACCUGAAGAUUGAAAAGAUGGAGUUGGAGCACAUCCGACAAGAACGCGCCGCUAGCCAGUCCAGUAAGGCAAGUGACGCUAGUGAGCAGACCGAGCGAAAGCUGCCUUCAUCGACAGAAUCUGACCACAGUGAAGUCCAAGAACACAUUACCCAUCCCAUCAUAGAUGCCACGAAUGUGCGACCAUCUAGUGUGGACUCCGCUUCCCAGACCAUUGAGACUGGUAACCGUUGCGCCACCGUCGACGUUAAUUUCAACCUCAAAUCCGGUAUCACCCCAUCAGACUUCGUUAUUUUGGAAGCUUAUGGCAUACCCUACCAGGGUGAACUACAGUACUCAUCAUCUGGUGGGUCACGAAGCGAUUCCGUACAACAUUCGAACGAAAUGCUUCCAGAGAGUAUGAUCCACAGUUACCAUCAUGAGCAGGGCUGCGCUAGAUCCGAAGACGCUGACUCAACUCUGCGUUCAUGUCUUCCACAACAAUCAUCAAUAUCACUCCAUGAUUUGCGCACAGCUGGUAUGAAACCACCUCCAGGCUAUAUCGACGAGAGGAUGGAUAAUGAGGCGAACAUAAUAGCUGCUCCAGCACUACGAUGGUGUGCCCCUGAUCAUCAAAUACAGAGGUUAAGCGCUUCUGGACAAGCAAGAAGUGAGCCGAAAAUCGACUCUGAUCUAUGGGGCCACCCAUCUGUUGCUGUGGCACUGUUAGAUUCCCAAGUAACCGCAAAUGGUGGACGCUUGUUUACCAAGAAGACUUCAAAUGGAGUGAUCAACAGGGUGCAUUCGAUGCCAGCUCACUAUCAUGUCAUUAAUGGAUAUCGAAGUAGCCCAAAUGAAGAAGUGGCAAAUGGUGCAGUAAUGCCGAACAUCGUGCAGCCAGUUUCUCGAAGUAAGACCAGAGAUCCACCUCCGUACGAGAGAGCUCUCGACAUUCAGAGAAGCACCAACACCCAGAUAAACCCGCAUUUGCACCUUCAGCCAAGCGUUGUCCAGUCCAUCGCUAUGGGACCUUUAGCCGCCGAAGCUGCCGGUGGACAGCCUGCAUUCCCUCCAUCCUCGGCAACGCACGACUAUUUUAUAGAUGAGGAGGGGUUGAGCACGGAACGACUCCGUGACUUCCCAAUGAUGCAUCGACUUCUACGUGAAUCGAAUAGUCUUCUCAGUCAUCAACGAAGACCGUCGUCAUGCAUCGACCUCACUUCGGAAUACGUGAACCAUUUGGCACCACCAAUGACAACAGGCAACUUCCAUGUGCCAUUCCAUCGAGGAGAUUAUUUUCCCGAUGCGGCUGUUCACAACUACCCGUCGCCAUACGUACGGACGACGAAUAUCAUCUCAACAGCUUACCCCUGGCGACCACCAGCGCCGGCAACCGUGAUGGAUCUUCCACCACCGCCACCGUAUCCGGCAGGUCGCAAAGCGCCUAUGGUGAUGUGA